AUGUGGCAUACUGUAGCUAGAGUAAUAUUAUUGGGCAUCAUUUGCCUGAUUUCCGUAACAUCAGCUGUAAAUAACGAUUGGUAUAAGAACAGUUUGGUCUAUCAGAUCUAUCCUAGAAGUUUCAAGGACAGCAAUGGAGAUGGUAUAGGUGAUUUGAACGGUAUUACUAGUAAAUUGGAACAUAUAAAGGAUAUCGGUGCUGAUGCACUAUGGUUGUCACCAAUUUUUACGAGCCCUCAAGCUGAUUUUGGUUAUGACAUAUCAAAUUUCACGGACGUCAAUCCGGAAUAUGGUACAUUGGCAGAUUUUGACAAACUCGUGGCAAAAGCUAAAUCACUUGGUCUCAAGGUAUUAUUAGAUUACGUGCCAAAUCAUAGCUCGCACGAACACGAAUGGUUUAAGAAAAGUAUUAAGAGGAUUAAACCAUACGACGAUUAUUAUAUUUGGAAAAAUGCGACAUAUGUUAAUGGUCAAAGAAGACCACCGAACAAUUGGCUAUCCGUAUUCGGUGGAUCCGCAUGGGAAUGGAAUCAAGAACGUGGCCAAUAUUAUUUCCAUCAAUUUGUUGCCGGUCAACCUGAUCUCAACUACCGUAACAUGGCAUUGGAUCAAGAAAUGAAGAAUGUUUACACUUUCUGGAUGAACCGUGGGGUUGAAGGAUUCCGUAUUGAUGCUAUUAACCAUAUGUUUGAAGAUCCAAGAUUCUUGGACGAACCAUCGGCAAACCGUCCCGACUUACCAUCAGACGAUUACGAUACACUUAAUCACAUUUACACGAAGAAUCAGAACGAGACUUAUACUGUACUUGCAAGUUGGAGAAAUUUACUCGACAAACAUUCCGCUGAUAAAAAAACCGAUUAUAAGAUGAUACUCACGGAAGCUUAUACAGAUUUUGAUCUUACGGUUAAAUAUUACAAUGCAGGUUCUACGGUACCAUUCAACUUUAUGUUCAUAGCAGAUCUCAAUAAUCAAUCUACCGCUUCCGAUUUCAAACUUUCGAUAGAUCGAUGGAUGAAUCAUAUUCCAUCUAAAGAUACGGUAGCUAAUUGGGUUGUAGGUAAUCACGACAAUCAUCGUGUUGCUAGUAGAUUUGGAAUGAAACUUGCCGAUAGAUUGAACAUGUUGUCCAUGGUUUUACCUGGCGUAGCUGUUGUUUAUAAUGGCGAUGAAAUAGGUAUGUUGGACAGACCAUUUACUUAUGAAGAAACGGUAGAUCCAGCUGGUUGUCAAGCAGGUCCAAGUAGAUAUCACCUUAAAUCGAGAGACCCAGAAAGGACACCAUUCCAAUGGGAUGACACUACGAGUGCUGGUUUCUCAACUAAUAACAAAACAUGGCUUCCUGUUCAUAAAAAUUACAAGACGUUAAAUUUGGCAGCACAAAAGAAAAGUCCUGUCUCUCAUUAUAAGGUAUUUAAGGCCAUGAGCGCCCUUAAGAAGAAACCUAUUAUCAAGGACGGUUCUUUAGAAGUUAUCCUUGUUACCGAGAAAGUUUUAGGUGUUGUACGUAGGAACCAAGGUUCAAUCGUGGUUCUGUUGCUCAAUUUCUCAGACUACCCUGUUGAAGUCGAUGCCAGAACGUGGUUGAACAUUCCCGAACAACUUGUAGUCUAUAUUGCCAGUGUCGGAUCUAAGAUCAACACUGGUACUAGAGUCAAUACUGCUUCUUAUAUUUUGCCUGGAGCAGCUUCUGUUGUUCUUGCAUCCCCAAAUGUCUUUUAUUAUUAG
Molecule: messenger RNA, 1725 nt
Organism: Polistes dominula (European paper wasp)
Lineage: Eukaryota; Metazoa; Arthropoda; Insecta; Hymenoptera; Vespidae
Gene: Hbg2
Product: alpha-glucosidase
Biological process (GO): carbohydrate metabolic process
Source: RefSeq, a predicted model, not a curated record